CAAAAUUUAACAACCAUACAUUGACAUACAGAUGUGCCUAGAAACAAAAUAACUACAUCUCUACCAUGUCAACAAUCAUAAGAAGGGAGAAAAAUUUUGUAUUCUUUGAAACCGUGUUCAUAGAUAUUUUAUAUACAUAUUGUUCUCUUUUUUUUUUAAUUUAAAAUUGUAAAGGGAGACUGUAAAGGAAGAGAAAAUUUUUAAACAAUGAAAAAUUUACAAUGAAUUUAAACAAACAUUCUCAUAAUUUUGGUAGACAAUAAUAAGUAUUUAUAUAUUUACAUAUAGACAUAUAUGUUUGAGGUGUAUUCAUUCCAAUUUCCCAUAGAUACAUAUCUAUAUAUGUAUACGCAUGCAUACAUUAUAUACAACAACAAAUGUUAAACUAAGUAUCUUUAUAGUUCAAAUCACAUCUCAUAUGGUAUAUUCAGUGAAGUGAGCACUUUUUUUUAAUGAUCAUUCCUUUGAGUUGUAUAUCGGUAUAAGAUCACAUAGGUAUUAUCCAAUUAAAUUUACAUAUACUUAUAUAUUUCUCUCUAUAAAUACAUGUAUGUAUAUAAUAACUACAACAACAGCAACAACAGUGUGUGUUCUCCACAGAUCAUUUACACUCAACAACAACAACAACAAAAAAACAAAAAAAAAUUUUUUCUUCAAAUUUUCAAAUAAAUAAAUAACCAAACAGCUUGUUUAUCAUUUCAAUAUUUAUAAAAGAAGGACAAAAUUCAACAUACUAUGCACAAUUAUAAUAUCAUAUCAUUUAAUCAUAUAAUUUAUGAUCAAAUUAUAAUUUUAAAAUAUUAUAUUUUAUUAUUACCAUUUAUGAUAAUUAAAAAUUUCGCAUUAUUUCUAUUACCAUGGUUACAAUAUCGAAAAAAUUUAAAAAAUAAAUUUUUAUUAAAUCAAUUAAAUAUAAAAUUUAUUUUAUUAAUUAUAAUAAUUAUAAUUAAAAAUCAAUUAAAAAUUGAUUUAUUUUAUUCAAUUAAUGCAUCUAUAUUAAAAGGAUCAUCAUCAACAUCAUUAUCAUCCAAUGAUUAUUAUUAUAAUUAUUAUCAUUAUAAACCAACAAAUAAAGAUUUAAUUCAAUCUUAUUUAGAAAAACCAAAAAAAUGGUUAUUACAAAAAGCUAAUAAUCCAUUUUUAUCAAAUCUAAUUACAAAUAAUGAUCAUAUUAACCCUUAUAAUAAUAAUAAUAAUAAUAAUAAUAAUAAUAAUGAAAUUAAUAAUGAAAAUGAUAAAAUUCACCAACAAUUUAAUAAUCAUCAAUAUAUCAAUAAACAAACAUUAUUGAUUAUUGAAAAAUUUAAAAAAAAAUUAUUAAUUCAAUUAAAUUUAAAAACGAUACCAAAUAUAAAUAUAAAUAAUAAAUCUGAAUGGAAUUCAUUACCAAUAAUAUUACGUAAUCGUUUAAAAAAUGAAAUUGAUAUUACAAAUCAAUUAAUUAAUAAACCAAUUAAACAAGAUGAAGAAAAAGAAACAUUAAUUUUAUUGAAACAAUACCAACCGCCAGUGAAGCUGCCCAAUCCAAAUAUAUUUAUAUUAAAAGUAGCCGAAGAAAUUGAUCCAACUCAUAUUAGUCGAGUUACCCUUCAUGUUGAGAUCAAUGGUGAAAUUCGUCCAAAUUCAAUAUUUACUUGUUGGGAAAUUUAUCCUACAUUAUUUAAACCAAAAUAUUUGUGGCUUAAUGAUGAUGAUACUGUUGAUGAUGAAGAUAAUGAUCCAACAGCCGAAACAUUCUCUCAAAUUGAUAUCAAUAAUUUUGAUGAAAUUGAAAAUGAACCAAAUAUUCAAUCAACAAAUUUAUUCAAUUAUCCAUAUAAAUUAAUUAUGAAUAGAAUGUUUAAAUUAAUAAAACCGGAAAUCGAUAAAACUAUCUUACCUGAAAAUUAUUUAACAUCUAUGGUAACAUUUAAUAUAACAAAUCGUAUGAUUAAUUGGUUAAAAUAUAAUAGAAAUAAUCAACCAUAUAAACCAUUUAUACGUUAUAUAAUGAUAAUAUGUAAUGAUUGUAAUCAUGAACAACAAAAUAUUAUUGAUCCAAAAAAGGUUGUUAUGGAAAUUAAAUACCGUCCACGUUUAAAAAGACAGAGGCGUUCAUUAACUAAAGGAGAUGAGACAAUAUACAAUGUAUGUCGUUCUAAUGGACACCAUUAUAGUUGUUGUACACAACCAUUAUCUGUUAAAUUUUCUGAUAUUGGUUGGGAUAACUGGAUUAUACACCCGAAAAGUUUUGAACCGAAUUAUUGUCGAGGAUCCUGUAAAGUCACAUCAACAAAAAGUUUACACUAUGAUGUUAUGGAUUUAUUAUUACGUAAAAAUUUAUCACAAUUUGGUAAUGUUCAACGUGAUGAAGUACAAUCUUGUUGUCAUCCAACUCAAUUAACUAGUAUGUCUGUUUUAUAUUUAGAUUCAAAUCGUGAAUUACAAAUGCAUACUUUACAUAAUUUAAUUGUUUUAGGAUGUGCUUGUAGUUAACACUUAUUAUUCAUUCCUAUUGCAAGUUCUAGUUACAUGUCUACAUAUGUGUAAUGUUGUUAAGUUAUUCUGUUGUUGUUCCCCUUCAAUCUAUUGACUAUCUCUUAAACCAAUGCUUACAUUGGGAAUAUGUAACGUUAUGAAUAUCCUAUAUAUAUAUAUAUAUAUAAGAUAUUGCCUUUUUAUUUGUAUGUUGUGAAUAGUUUUAUUUUCAAUGUAUCCAUUCUUCAAUAAUUAUUGAAUCUUGAACACAAUGAACUAAAAUUCAAACAAUAAUACAAAUCAAUUAUAUAUAUUCAGGAGUUAAAUAAAUGUCGUCGUUUUGUUUCUAUUCAUUCAUUGACUAGCACAUGUAUAAGAUAUUUUUUUUUUGGUAACUUCUAAAAAUAGAAAAGAAAAAAAGAAACUGUCAUAAACCUCUCAUAUGAUUUGGUUAUUUGAGCUGAUUACUUUUUUUGGUAAAAUUAUUUUUGAACAUACUCAAUAUUGAACGUACACACACACACACAGAAAUACAUAUUUCGUCGUCGUCAUCGUCAUCAUCAUCAUGAUUCAUUGUCUUUUUCUAUUUAACCUAAUUCUAAAUGUUAAAUGAAAUGUCAGUAAAUAUUUUUGUGUUCUGUUUAAAUGUUUACAACCAUUUUAUUUAUUUAUUUGUUUUUUUUAUUGUAUUCACAUUUUUUUUCGUUUGUUUGUGUUUGUGAAAUGUGAAACCAUAUUCAAUUUUAUGUGUAAAUUUUCAAUAUAUAGAAGUGAAAAAAAAGCGAUCAAGUUUAUCCGUAACGUUUCGAUGUUGAAUAAGUAUAUUACAUCCAGAAUCUUAAGGUAUUGUUUUAUUUAUAGUUGAAAUCAUGUUUCAAUUGAAGCUGGAGUACCAUGGAAAACCUGGAAGCAC
Messenger RNA from Schistosoma rodhaini, 3370 nucleotides. The record is from the annotation of a GenBank genome assembly. NCBI's taxonomy places the organism in Eukaryota, Metazoa, Platyhelminthes, Trematoda, Strigeidida, Schistosomatidae.